Manihot esculenta (cassava) is the source of this 674-nucleotide messenger RNA. Its product is annotated as E3 ubiquitin-protein ligase Praja-1. The record is from RefSeq and is a predicted model, not a curated record. Lineage: Eukaryota; Viridiplantae; Streptophyta; Magnoliopsida; Malpighiales; Euphorbiaceae. Gene Ontology annotation, cellular component: cytoplasm. Gene Ontology annotation, biological process: protein ubiquitination. The coding region runs from base 1 to 618 and encodes 205 amino acids. Gene Ontology annotation, molecular function: ubiquitin protein ligase activity. The transcript has a single exon.
AUGGAUCUCGAAAUCUAUUGUCGUGUGUUUCGAGUUCCAGACGCCAUCGUUGAACCAGACGAUGAUGCUUCAUUCUCAAGCAACAUGGUUUCCAUCAGAGUCAUAGUCACCUUCAUGCCUUAUUCCGAUUCAGAAACGGAGGAAGAAGAGGAUGAUGAUGAAGGUGAGACUAGUGAGCGUACGUUCCUAGUGGAACGGCAGCGUUUCUUGCUUGAAGAAACAUCCAGGUCUACUGUACGUCAAAUUUUUCUCGACAUGAAUGUUCCUCCUCAGGAAUUCUGGAUAAAUUACAUUCUUUGUGACGUUCGUCAUUAUGAAAGAUGCAAUGUGGGUUCUGAGAAGGUGUUGCAUUUGGAGGUUGAAAUUGAAGUUCCCGUUCAAACACAUACCAGUGAUGGUUUAGGUCCAGUGCCUGCAACUAAAUCUUCCAUUGAUGCUUUGGAGACUGUGAAAGUUGAAGGAUCUGUGAAUCAACGGUGCUCCAUUUGUUUAGAGGAGAUUUUAAUUGGUUCAGAAGCAAUUUGCAUGCCAUGUUCACAUCUUUAUCAUCGUAGUUGCAUAUGUAAUUGGCUAGAAAGGAGUAGAGUUUGUCCAAUGUGUAGAUUUGAGGUUGUUUAGUUAGUUUUUAGUAUGUAGUUUUUUUUUUUUUUUAAAGUAAAUUCAGUAUGUGCUGU